Daphnia pulex (common water flea) is the source of this 1608-nucleotide messenger RNA. Its product is annotated as neural Wiskott-Aldrich syndrome protein-like. The transcript has 5 exons. The record is from RefSeq and is a predicted model, not a curated record. Lineage: Eukaryota; Metazoa; Arthropoda; Branchiopoda; Diplostraca; Daphniidae. Gene Ontology annotation, molecular function: actin binding. Gene Ontology annotation, biological process: actin filament organization. Bases 16 to 1512 code for a protein of 498 amino acids.
GUUGGAAACACAAUAAUGGCGAAUCAUAUCAGCCCUGUUGAAAGCAAACCAUCAUCUAUUCUUUCACUUGAUGAAAAUGAUCAAUUAUUUAAACUCAUUGGCUUGCGCUGCAAAAGUAUGGCGUCAGCUGUGGUUCAGGUCUGUUUUGCUGAUCCACCCAAUAGAUCCCAAUGGAACAAGCGGCAUUGUGGUGUAGUCUGCUUCAUCAAAGAUAAUAUCAAGAGAUCCUAUUUCCUUAGAGUAUUUUGCCUCGACAGGCAAUCUGCCAUCUGGGAGCAAGAAUUGUACAGUUCUUUUGACUACUGUGCACCAAGACCUUACUUUCACACUUUUGAGGGAGAUGAAUGUCGCAUCGGGUUUAAUUUUGCUAAUGAAGGCGAGGCAGAAUACUUUCUGAUGGCUAUCAAAGAAUAUUUGAGGAUGAAAUCGGAGAAACGAGAACGCCGUCGUUUAUCACAGCAGCAAGUGCAGCAACCGCAACCAGGAAAACACACGCCAGUCGCCACGAACGGAUCGGUACCGAAAUCUACAGCAGUACGAUCAGCGACAAUUACAAACAGAAUAACAGUGACAAAAAAAGGGAAGAAAGACAAGAACAAGAAAAUUACCAAAGCGGAUAUUGGAGGGCCAUCAGAUUUCAAACACAUCAGUCACGUCGGAUGGGACCCUAAUCAAGGAUUUGCACUUGACAACGUCGAUCCAAAUCUGUUGAAGUUCUUCGCCAGAGCCGGCAUAUCGGAGAAUCACUUGAAAGACAAAGCAACACGUGAAUUCAUCUACGAUUUUAUCGACAAACAUGGAGGAAAAGAAGCGGCUAUUCGUGAGAUUUCGAGUUUACAGUCAUCCGGCGGCAGUUUGUUUUCAGCACCUCCGGUGCCAGCAAGGAAUCCUCCGUCUACACCUCAGACGGCAAGGAUCGCUCCUCCGGCACCACCCGUUUCAGCUCCACCGCCGCCACCUUCAAGAGUGAUUGCCUCCCCUCCAUCUGUUGCUCCUCCAGCACCUCCUCAACGUGCCCCACCACCGAAAAUGGCACCAAUUAACAACGUUGCACCCCCACCACCUCCUGUCGGUGCACCUCCUCCUCCUCCACCACCUCCGCCGCCUCCUUCAUUUGGUGGACCUCCUGCUCCUCCUGUUCCUUCAUUUGUUGUUUCGUCUCCGUCACUCCCACCCACUCCAGCUCAACCCGAUGUCCGUGGCGCCCUGAUGGACGCCAUUAAAGAGGGACACAAACUCAAAUCGGUGCCGAGUGAUGCCGAUCAAUCGAUGAAGAGUGGCGCCAAAGUGCCAGCCUUCGAUUCACGCAACGAUUUGUUGGGUCAAAUAAGAGCAGGAAAGGAACUGAAACCCGUGGAGAAAAAGGCUUCUGUUGUUGCCGUCAGCGACGAUGUCAUGGAAGGUAUGGCCGGUGCCUUGGCCAGGGCCUUGGAGGAAAGAUGUCGUGUCAUCCAUUCCGACAGUGAUGAAAGCGGCCAGGACCCAGAUGAAGAUGACGAUUGGGACGAUUAAUUACAAUAUAAUAAUUCAUUAAAACAUAACCUCCACCUGGGUCCUAUGUUGUCGAAAUGUGAGAAUAAAUACGGUGGUAAUUUGUAUGUAACAAAA